This is a messenger RNA of Pelagomonas calceolata, 1924 nucleotides long. The record is from the annotation of a GenBank genome assembly. NCBI's taxonomy places the organism in Eukaryota, Pelagophyceae, Pelagomonadales, Pelagomonadaceae.
CAAAAAGCGCGGCGCGACUCGCAGCGUUUAGGACCCACAGCGGUGCAUCUACGUGCGCGCGCAUCGUCCAGACACGUCUCUGCAAGGUCCGCAUCAGAUCGCUGCGUGCCUGCUCUCCUCGCUGGCGCGUCGCCGACGAAGCUGUCUGUGACCCUCGCUGCCUUCCACGCGCGCGCGGCCGCACCGCAUCAAUUCCAAGACCGGGAUCCACGCGCGGCAGCGCCAAACAGCUCGCAGAGACAAAAAAAGAGACCAAUGGCCACGGAUAAUAAAUACGACCGCCAAUUACGACUGUGGGGCGCGCAGGGCCAAAAAGCCCUGAGCGAGGCCCACGUCUUAUUGCUAGGAGCGGGUCCCGCCGGCACGGAGACGCUCAAGAACUUGGUCUUGCCGGGCGUCGGCCGGUUCACGGUCGUCGACGGCGAAAAGGUCGAAGAGCGCGACACGGGCAACAAUUUCUUUGUGAGGAAGAGCGACGUCGGACGGCCGCGCGCGGCGGCGACGGCGGAACUACUUGCUGAGUUAAAUCCGGAUGUGAGGGGCGCCCAUCGCGUCGCGCGCGUUUCUGACCUCGUGAGCAAGGAGCCCCAGUUCAUCCGGCAGCAUUCUUUAGUUGUGGCGGCUCAAGUGGAUCCUCAAACCCUACAACAGCUCGGCGAGCUGUGCUGGGCGGCGAAUCUACCUUUAGUUGUUUGCAGGACCUACGGGUUGUUGGGAAGUGUUAGACUGCAGAUUCGCAGUCUAGACAUUGUAGAAAGCAAAUCAGAAAACAAGCUCUGGGACUUGAGGCUGAGGGAGCCGUUUCCCGAAUUAGAUAGAAUGACGGAUGCGUUAGACUUAGAUAGUUUAGACGACCACGCGCACGCGCACGUGCCCUGGGUCCUUUUACUGGCAAAAGCGGCGAAGAACUGGCGCGCGCAGCACAACGGCGCGUCGCCUUCCACCAGAGACGAGAAGGAGGAGUUCCGCAAGUUGAUCGCGGCCGGUGCGAGGCAACUAGCGUCGAACGUCCCAGAGUUAAACUUCGAAGAAGCGGCACGAGAAGCCCACCGGGCCUGGGCCGACCCUAGGGAAUUACCCUAUGAAGCGCAGCAGGCCUUCGACCACGCUCGCGAUGUGGCCAAGAAAGCGCGGCGCGGCUCGGACGCGUCCGCGUCGGGCGACGCGCCGCCUUCCGUGGAACAGCUCUGUUUGCGGGCCGUCGACGCUUUUCGCACAGAAAAUAAUGGUUUACCGCCUUUAAGUGGUCCUAUUCCCGACAUGCACGCCGACACGAAUUCGUUCGUGGCUCUCCAGCGAUUGUACCGGGACAAGGCUUUGAGUGAUUUAACAGCGGUCCAGGUGCACUUCUCCACAUUAAUCAAGGAUGCGUUUAGUAGGGCACCGUCCCAGGAGGACCUCCAACUACUAUCAUUAGUUUGCAAGCACGUCGGCGACGUGCGCCACGUGUCCACCAAAUCCCUAGCUGAUGAAUUAGUAGCACCAAACCUCGCAGAAGUAGCUUUCGAGGGCCUCAUGGAGAUCGACGAGCCCAAGCUCAAGCCCCAGGCGCCGGUCUGCUGGUACGCUGGGUUGCGAGCCGUUGAUCGCUUCUACGUCAAACAAGGUAGGUAUCCGGGCCUGGACGAGAGUUCCUUGGCCGCGGACGCGUCAUUACUCGCGGACGAGCUUAGAGCGUUUGUGCAGGAGGCCGGCGCGGCCGAGGCCAUGAACGAAGCGCUCGCAGACGCGCACGCCCAAGAACUGUCGCGCUUCGGCGCUGCUGAAUUGCACGCCGUCGCGUCGGUCGUGGGCGGCGUCGCGUCCCAAGAAGCCGUCAAGGUCAUCGCGCGGCAGUACGAGCCCGUGGACCACACCUACGUCUUCAACGGGAUUGCCGGGGUGGGAGGCGUCGUCGCGGUCUGAGAAGUGUCUAAUUAUGAAC